UUUUUGUAUUCAAUCUGUGCAGAGAUCAACCAGCAGAAGACAAUUCAGAGCAAAAAUGGCGAAUUUCAACGUGAAUUCAGUCCUGUUAAUCACUAUUUCGAUUUUCGCAGCUGCAGCUUACGGAUUUGACGAUAAAUGCGCCGCCUGCAAUGCAAUUGCUACGGAGCUGGAGCGCGGACUCUCAAAUGAAAAACCGAGAAACCAUUUGGACAUGAGACACCGUUUGGACUCUAAAGGUCAGCGACAAGGGAAGCUAAUAGAUUACAGAGUCAGUGAGUUGAGAGUUGUUGAACUUCUUGAUGGGCUCUGCGAAAACAUGCAGGAUUAUACUCUGGAAAAGGUGGAUUCAAGCAGACAAUGGAUCAAGGUUAAGGACUGGGAUAACCUUAAGACUAAUAAACAAGAAGCUCGUGCAUAUUCAAAAGAUAUUUCAUCUUUCUGUGGAAGGUUACUAGAAGAAACUGAAGAUGAGCUUUCAGAGAGGAUAAAGAAAGGAUCUGUUAACGCCGGAGAAGUAAGCAAGGUCCUAUGCCAAGACAUCGGCAGAUAUUGUAGUCAGACAAGUGGCAAUAGGGAAACAGUGGAAGAUGAAACCAGCAACGAAGAACUCUAGGAACUGCGUGAGGUGGCUCUGCGAAACUGGGCGUUUUGGUAGAAGAAACUAUGAGGCUUCAGAGGUGGUGAAUUUCUCACCUCCAAAAUGCCUUGUUUUACUUUGGUGGUGUUCAGAAUUCAUGAGAUCAAAUUUAGUUCUCACUUACACUUACACUUGAAAAGAAAAAUAUUAUCAUCAUCUUUCUCA
Messenger RNA from Salvia splendens (bonfire salvia), 802 nucleotides. RefSeq names its product protein seele. The record is from RefSeq and is a predicted model, not a curated record. Lineage: Eukaryota; Viridiplantae; Streptophyta; Magnoliopsida; Lamiales; Lamiaceae. The transcript is spliced from 9 exons. Bases 56 to 613 code for a protein of 185 amino acids.